GCCAAUCGACGAGAGGUGUACUCCAGUGUGGGUAGAUUCUCCCGUAGGAGCCAUGAGUUAUCAAAUGUCUUCGAAUCAAUCUAGACCAAUGUCUCACGGAAAUUAUCAAGGUUUGGGUGAUUUACCCAUGGGCUCUGCCAAAGAACAAACUUUAAUGUGGCAACAAAACUCUUAUCUGGGUGACUCUGGAAUUCAUUCUGGUGCCGUUACCCAAGCACCAUCUUUAUCGGGCAAAGAAGACGAUGAGAUGGAAGGUGAUCAAUUGAUGUUUGAUUUGGAUCAGGGAUUUGCUCAAGGUUUUACGCAAGACCAAGUCGAUGAAAUGAAUCAACAAUUGAAUCAUACAAGAUCUCAACGUGUUCGAGCAGCAAUGUUUCCAGAAACAUUGGAAGAAGGUAUAGAAAUUCCCUCUACGCAAUACGAUCCAGCUCAACCUACCGCUGUUCAAAGAUUGGCAGAACCAAGUCAAAUGUUGAAACAUGCAGUUGUCAAUUUGAUAAAUUAUCAGGAUGACGCAGAUCUUGCAACCCGCGCGAUACCUGAAUUAAUAAAAUUGUUAAAUGACGAGGAUCAAGUCGUUGUAUCUAAGGCAGCAAUGGUAGUCCAUCAACUUUCCAAGAAGGAAGCUUCUCGUCACGCCAUUAUGAAUAGUUCACAAAUGGUAGCUGCCCUAGUCCGUGCCAUUUCAAACAGUGAUGAUCUCGAAUCGACGAAGGCAGCAGUUGGUACCUUGCACAAUUUGUCCCAUCACAGGCAAGGUCUGCUGGCUAUUUUUAAGAGUGGCGGUAUACCUGCUCUUGUGAAGCUUUUGAGUUCCCCAAUGGAAUCCGUUCUCUUUUACGCAAUCACGACACUGCAUAAUUUACUCUUACAUCAGGAUGGUUCCAAAAUGGCUGUACGACUUGCAGGAGGGUUACAAAAGAUGGUCGCUCUACUUCAACGUGAUAAUGUCAAAUUUUUAGCUAUAGUAACUGAUUGCUUGCAAAUUCUUGCGUAUGGUAAUCAAGAGAGCAAAUUAAUUAUAUUAGCUUCUCAAGGGCCAAUAGAACUGGUACGCAUUAUGCGUUCAUACGAUUACGAGAAGCUUCUAUGGACGACUUCGAGAGCAUUGAAAGUGUUGUCCGUUUGUCUUAGUAAUAAACCGGUGAUAGUCGAAGCUGGUGGUAUGCAAGCACUUGCGAUGCAUCUCGGUAAUCCAAGUCAAAGACUCGUCCAAAAUUGUUUGUGGACGUUAAGAAAUUUAUCGGACGCUGGCACCAAAGUCGACGGAUUGGAAGGUUUAUUACAAAGUCUUGUACAAGUUCUUAGCUCUACCGAUGUAAAUGUCGUCACAUGUGCCGCUGGUAUUUUGUCUAAUCUGACUUGCAAUAAUCAACGUAACAAAGUAACGGUAUGUCAAGUGGGAGGUGUUGACGCUCUUGUGCGCACGAUCAUCUAUGCGGAUAGUCGGGAAGAGAUUAGCGAGCCAGCAGUAUGCGCGCUUCGUCAUUUAACGUCACGUCACGUGGAGGCAGAAAUGGCACAGAAUUCUGUCCGCCUAAAUUAUGGAAUUCAGGUUAUAGUAAAACUUUUACACCCGCCUUCGCGUUGGCCGUUGGUUAAAGCGGUGAUAGGAUUAAUUCGCAAUCUGGCACUUUGCCCCGCAAAUCACGGCCCUCUACGCGAUCACGGCGCGAUUCAUCAUCUGGUCAGGCUUCUGAUGCGUGCUUUCCCCGAAACACAACGGCAGCAACGCUCAUCCGUGGCAAGUACUGGAAGCCAGCAAGCGUCAGGUGCGUACGCAGAUGGUGGUGUUCGAAUGGAAGAGAUAGUGGAGGGUACUGUGGGCGCACUUCAUAUUCUCGCAAGGGAAUCUCACAAUAGGGUCAUAAUUAGAUCUCAGAACGUGAUUCCGAUUUUCGUACAGUUAUUGUUCAACGAGAUUGAGAAUAUUCAACGUGUCGCGGCUGGUGUACUCUGCGAGCUUGCCGCGGACAAGGAAGGUGCUGAAAUGAUCGAACAAGAAGGUGCUACAGCUCCUUUAACAGAACUGCUUCACUCUAGGAACGAGGGCGUCGCGACAUACGCGGCAGCUGUUUUAUUCCGCAUGAGCGAGGAUAAACCACAAGAAUACAAGAAACGACUGUCCAUGGAACUUACCAAUUCUUUGUUGCGCGAAGAUACGAAUCUUUGGAAUAACGCUGACUUUGGGAUGGGUCCAGAUCUACAGGUAUGCAAAAGUUCACGUUGUACCGAUGCAUGUUGUCUCGCUUAUGUCGUGGUUAAAUUUAUUUCGUUCACAACAAAACACUUUGUAACAUAGCCCCGAUUUUUGGUU
This is a messenger RNA of Apis dorsata (giant honeybee), 2317 nucleotides long. RefSeq names its product armadillo segment polarity protein. The record is from RefSeq and is a predicted model, not a curated record. The coding region runs from base 53 to 2302 and encodes 749 amino acids. Lineage: Eukaryota; Metazoa; Arthropoda; Insecta; Hymenoptera; Apidae. Gene Ontology annotation, biological process: positive regulation of transcription by RNA polymerase II; cell adhesion. Gene Ontology annotation, molecular function: transcription coactivator activity; alpha-catenin binding; protein phosphatase binding. Gene Ontology annotation, cellular component: adherens junction; catenin complex. The transcript is spliced from 5 exons.